AUGGUUAGGUCUUGGUUACUGGCCACCAUGAAACCUGAAAUUGCAAGCAUUCUUGUGUGCAUGCAGUCUACCAAGAGACUUUGGGAAGAAAUAGUUGAGAGGCAUGGACAGACAAAUGCACCUCAACUGUUUGCUCUCAAGAAGGAACUUUCUGAGUUUCAACAGAACAAUUUGUCAGUAGGUGAAUACUACUGUAAGUUGAAGGAGCUUUGGGAUCAGAUUGCUGAGUUGGAAGAGAUUCCUGAAUGCGCAUGUGGUGCAAUGGCAAAAUGUGUAUGCAGUGUGAUGAAAAGAAUGGUGGAGAUUGAGAGUAACAACAGGUUGAUGAAAUUUCUGAUGAGUUUAAACACAGGAUAUGACCAAAUGAAAACAAACUUCUUGGGGAUGGACCCUUUGUUGCCAGUCAACAAAGUAUACAACUUGGUGCUCCAAGUUGAGAAACAGAAGCAGAUAACUGGUGAGAUAAGCCUUGGAAAUGAGAUGAGUGCAAUGGCUGCAAACAGACAACCCCAAAGCUUGGGACCUCUCCUGAAUUUCAACAAGAAGGAGUACAAGAAGAUGAGAAUAGAGAAGAUUGAAAAGGAUGCCAAAAGGUGUGAGCACUGUGGAAUGAAAGGUCACUUGAGGGAGGAAUGUUUCAAGCUUGUGGGAUACCCAGAAUGGUUUAAGAACAACCCCAAAGGAAAGGGAAGUAUGAGGCAAGCAGCAAAUGUCACAAAGAACUCAGAAAACUAUGCUGCUGAUGAACCACUGAGCUUUGUUGAACACAAGACUGAGAGCAGUGGUGAGAAACUCACAACUCUACUCCAAGAGAUGCUGAAGGCCAUGGGUGAGAAACAGAAUGCAGGAUCAAGCAGCCAAAGCAACUUUGCAGGGCCUCUCCACUGAACAGAAUCUGAAGUUUGGGAAGAAUGUGAAUGAUCUUUACACACUGAUUAGUAGGAAUGAAGAAGAUGAGAGUAGAAGGGAGAAACAGAAAGGAAAGAAGGUGUUAGCAGCUGCAGGAGAGAAGAGAUGUCAAGAAGGA
Molecule: messenger RNA, 1027 nt
Organism: Spinacia oleracea (spinach)
Lineage: Eukaryota; Viridiplantae; Streptophyta; Magnoliopsida; Caryophyllales; Amaranthaceae
Exons: 2
Coding region: 1-888 (295 amino acids)
Molecular function (GO): nucleic acid binding; zinc ion binding
Source: RefSeq, a predicted model, not a curated record